AUGGAACUCCUCGGUGAUACCAGCCUGGGGGGGCUCCUGCUUAAUCCUGACCCUCCGGGCUCUUUCUUCGGUGAACCUCCGACGGGUGGAAGCCUAAAUAACGACGACGGUGAUGACACCCGUAAAACUGGCAGCGUUGCUCGCUGCUCGCUGCUCCGCGCCCUGGUAACGGCGGCCCCCGGCGGGCGGGAGGACGUGCGGGGCCGCCCGUCGCGGCUGUUUCCGUGUUGCCCGUCCGGGCAGGCGCGGCAGGAGCUGGCGGCCGAGGAGCGGCUGCUCCGCGGCGCGGCCCCGACGGUGCCCCGCGACGGCAAGCGGGAGGCGGCGGGGGAGCGGCUGGUGCUGCUGGAGCUGCGCCGCUGCGGGCGGCCGCCGUCCCCCGGCCCCGGCGAGCGGCAGGAGGAGGGGGAGGAGGAGGAAGAAGAGGGGGAGGCGGCGGCGGGCGAAGAUUGUUGCGGCAAGUGCAAGAAGCGGGUGCAGUUCGCCGACUCGCUGGGGCUGAGCCUCGCCAGCGUCAAGCACUUCAGCGACGCCGAGGAGCCGCAGGUGCCGCCCGCCGCGCUGUCGCACCUGCAGAGCCCGCCGGGCGAGGAGCGGGACCCUCCGCCGCCCGGCGCCGACCUGCCGCCGCCCGCGCUGCUCCUGGUGCCCGACUUCCCCGACGGCGGGGAGCCCAGCGCCGAGCGGCUGCGGCGGCAGCGCGUCUGCCUGGAGCGCCUGGGGCGGCCCGCGGCGCCCACCGACGUGCGGGGCACGGUGCAAGUGCUGGGCGGCCCCGGCCCCAGGGAGGUGACGGUGCGCUACACCUUCAACGAGUGGCUCUCCUUCGUGGACGUCCCGGCCGCGCCCCUGCCCCCCGAGCCGCCGGCCGAGCGCUACGGCUUCACCCUGUGCGUCCCGCCGAGCCUGCGGGAGGGCUCGGCCCUGCACUUCGCCAUCCGCUACCGCAGCCCGCAGGGCGAGUUCUGGGACAACAACGGCGGCCGCAACUACACGCUGCGCUGCUGCGGCUGCCCCGGGGCCGGCCCCGCCGCCGCCCCGCCGGCCCCCGCCGCACCCCGCUACUGACCGGCCGGGCGAGGGGAGCCCAGGGGACACGGCCGGGCAGGGACGGGGGCAGGCGGCCGCACCCCGCGCCCGGAGUGAGGCCCGGCUCGGCAGGGAGAC
Messenger RNA from Onychostruthus taczanowskii (white-rumped snowfinch), 1167 nucleotides. RefSeq names its product protein phosphatase 1 regulatory subunit 3G (gene PPP1R3G). The transcript has 2 exons. The record is from RefSeq and is a predicted model, not a curated record. Gene Ontology annotation, molecular function: protein phosphatase 1 binding; glycogen binding. Gene Ontology annotation, cellular component: protein phosphatase type 1 complex. Gene Ontology annotation, biological process: regulation of glycogen biosynthetic process. Lineage: Eukaryota; Metazoa; Chordata; Aves; Passeriformes; Passeridae. Bases 1 to 1068 code for a protein of 355 amino acids.